CUAAUGGAGAAAUGAAAAAAGGCAUCGCCAUCAUCUCUAAGUCCACUUCUCUUAUUUUAAAUCGAUCAUCGUCUCUUCUUCAUUGAUCAUUUGAGUUCAGUAAUUUCUUCUUCGAAUAUUGAUCAGAAAAAAAUUAAUCGAAGCGCACAAAUAAAUAUGGAUUGUUCUAUAUGUAGCGCGAUGCCAUUUAUUUUAAGGCCACCAAGAAAUACAAUAUGUGCAGCUUGUUACGAAGGAGCUAGAACAAUAAUUACGUUGACUACCAACAAGGUUGAUCAUGUUGAAAAUACAAAAGGAAGUGAUAAUAAAACAAUAACUGGACUUCUUUCUGCUUCUUCAUCCAAUCCAUCUAUUAAGGGAUUUGGAAAUGCAUUGAAAUGGGUGAAAGAAAUGAAGGAGAUGGAAGAGGAAUCAAAGGAGAAGCUGAAUUAUCUUAGUGGUUUUGUUGUUGCCUUAAGAGAUCAUAUUCAUACUGAUAUUUUAAUUAAACCUGGCAAUGAUGCUCCUUCUAUACCAGCACAUAGAGCUCUUCUGGCAGCAAGAUCUGACAUAUUCAAAAACAUACUGGACUCAGAUGGAUGUAAAGCUCCACCAAGUAACAACACGAUAACGUUGUCUGAACUAAACUACGAUGAAUUAGAGUGUCUAUUAGAGUUCCUGUACAGUGGAGAUUUGGCUAAAGAGAAGGUGGAAAAACAUGUAUAUUCCUUGUCAAUUGCAGCAGAUAAGUAUGAGAUUCCCUUCUUGCAGAAAUUUUGUGAGAAUCAAAUGUUGGGAUCAUUGAACACAUCGAAUGCUCUCGACGUUUUAGAGAUAUCUGAUACUUGUUCUAAUACGUCGUUAAAGGAGACAGCGUUAAACUUCAUUGUUAAAAACAUGGAGGAUAUUGUGUUUACUGCUAGAUUUGAUGCAUUUGCACUCAAGAAUCCUCAUUUAACUGUACAAAUUACUAGGGCUUCUUUUAUAGACAUUAAAAAUAGAAGGCUUACUGUUUGAUUA
Messenger RNA from Solanum lycopersicum (tomato), 999 nucleotides. Its product is annotated as BTB/POZ domain-containing protein At3g56230. The record is from RefSeq and is a predicted model, not a curated record. Lineage: Eukaryota; Viridiplantae; Streptophyta; Magnoliopsida; Solanales; Solanaceae. Gene Ontology annotation, molecular function: protein binding.